Camelus dromedarius (Arabian camel) is the source of this 709-nucleotide messenger RNA. RefSeq names its product amyloid P component, serum (gene APCS). Gene Ontology annotation, biological process: innate immune response. Gene Ontology annotation, molecular function: complement component C1q complex binding. NCBI's taxonomy places the organism in Eukaryota, Metazoa, Chordata, Mammalia, Artiodactyla, Camelidae. The record is from RefSeq and is a predicted model, not a curated record.
AUGAACAAACUGCUGCUUGGGGUCUCUGUCCUCACCAGUCUCCCAGAAGCCUUUGCUCAGACAGACCUCAAUGGGAAGGUGUUUGUGUUCCCUGGAGAAUCUUCUAGAGACCGCGUGAAUUAGCUCAUAAAGCUGGAGAAACCUCUAUAGAAUUUUACCUUGUGUUUUCGAGCCUACAGUGGCCUCUCCUGUGGCUACAGCCUCUUCUCCUACAGCAUCCAGGGCAAGGAUGAUGAGAUACUAAUUUUUAAAGAAAGAAUUGGAGAGUACACUCUAUACAUCGGAAGAACCCAAGCUACCACAGUUAUCGAAGAGCUCCCCAGCUCAGCGCACAUCUGUAACAACUGGGUGUCUUCCUCAGGCAUCAUCAAAUUUUGGGUCAAUGGGAAGCCACUGGUGAAAAAGGGCCUGAGACAAGGUUAUUUUGUGGGCGCUCACUCCAAGAUUGUCCUAGGACAAGAGCAGGAUGCCUGUGGAGGAGGGUUUGAUAAGAGCCAGUCCUCUGUGGGAGAGCCUGGGGAUUUGUACAUGUGGGACUCUGUGAUGUCUCCAGACGAGAUCCUGUCUGUGUAUCAGGGCUCCCCCCUCAAUCCCACUCUUCUGGACUGGUGGGCUCUGGACUAUGAAGUGAAAGGAUAUGAUGUCGUCAAGCCCCUGGUGUGGGGCUGAGGUCUUGAACCAACAAGAGCACUUGAAAAUGAAACCAACA